Messenger RNA from Eriocheir sinensis (Chinese mitten crab), 2951 nucleotides. Its product is annotated as glutamate receptor ionotropic, delta-2-like. NCBI's taxonomy places the organism in Eukaryota, Metazoa, Arthropoda, Malacostraca, Decapoda, Varunidae. Gene Ontology annotation, molecular function: glutamate-gated receptor activity. Gene Ontology annotation, biological process: monoatomic ion transport. Gene Ontology annotation, cellular component: membrane. The record is from RefSeq and is a predicted model, not a curated record. Bases 758 to 2659 code for a protein of 633 amino acids. The transcript has 14 exons.
UUUCAGCGUUUGGAGUUGUCUGGAGAGGUCCAAAUUUAAAACAGCGCUACCGUACAAGACUGACUUUUCAAGUGCAACCUAAGGAUACCGGUGGUCCUGUUUUCUGGACGAUGAAGCGGUACCCGUCCCAGCCAACCAGUCUGAUCGAACGCAGCAUGUUUGUGUCUAUGUGGGUUGACGGGAAGUCUGCCAGAGAAAUUGCAAGGGAAACUGGCGUCAGUCCUUCAACAGUGUGCAGAUGGAUCAACCGAUGGAAGCAGGAGGGCAACGUUUAUAACCAUCAACCACUCGGAAGUGUUUAUUAUUUUCUUUAUGAUAGAUCAUAUCUUGAGGGAUUUGUGUGUCCCAAUAUAACACAAUUAUUGCCCCCUUGAUAUCCAGGACAAACCGUUUCCUUUACUUCAGUUUAAUGUAAUAAAGUUUGUUUUAUUGUAUUCUGAAAGUGCAGUUUUUAGCCUAUUAUUGUAAAUGUUAGUAGAUGGAUAGUCAGAGGGGAAUUCUGAUAGCAAGCAAGAUUAAUAAAUUUUUCAAACAAUACAAUCUAUACAAUCGACACAUUUUCCCUCCAAUUCAACAUGUUAUCUAACCCGUGGAACCCAAAUAUUAUCUGACAGAAAUAGUCAACCUUUUCUCUAUACAGAGUCUGAAAGCCUUUCUUUUCUUUAUAUGUGAACUGUAAUGGUUGCAGUUUAAAGGCAAAAAAUUACGGCUGUUAUGAAAUUCCGCUAUAAUAAUUAUAAUAUUCGUGCCAGCUGUCAUGAAGUCAGUCGUGUUGCUGUUCCUGGCCUGCUGCGCUAAGCGGGUAGACUUCAGGUUUCUUUCUACAGUUAACAGAAACUGGAUGGCGAUAGGAGCUGUGAAACCGAUUCUCACACAACAUUCGUCUUGUGACCACACGAUGUUGCUAGUGACUGAUGGCAAAGAGGAAGUUGAGAAAAUUAAGGCACCGCGGGGAAUCGUCUUCUUACAAGCGAGAGCUGAUAGCCUGAUCGGUAAUGCAACGCAAACUCAGCUGAGUAUGAUGGUGGACAAGGUUCGGCAGAUGAGUGAGCUGUGGCACUGCCUGGCACUGGUGUUGAUGAGCGAUGACGCAGUCUUCCUCGCCGCCUUCGCUCACAUGUCACUUAGGCGUCAUGCCCUCAGGUGGUCGAUAAGAAUCCUUGUCCUUACUCGCCUCCCUCUUGGCAAACUUGGCGGCCUACACAGUAUUCUCUCCAAUAGGAACGCAGUGCUGCUUUUCUCGCGGAAGGACAAGACUAUUACUAGAGUGGACGUUUACAUGUGGCAGCCGUACAGCGCCCCAGACAGCACGCCCUUGAGAGUAGCUACCUGGACUCCGCACACUCUUGCCGUCAACAUGCAGCUCUUUCCUGAUAAGUUCUACGUGUUUAGCUCAGCACCAACUCUUACCGUGGGGAUUGAGCUCAUUCCUCAUCACAAACUUUCGUGGGUGGAGGACGCGUCCGCCCUUGAUGGACGAAGCCUCAAAUUUACCGGCUAUGCAGACAUCAUCGUGAAGUACUUUGCCCAGGCAAUGAAUUUUACGUUCAGGUAUGUGGUGUCCCCUGAGAGGACCUACGGCUCAAGGCUGCCCAACGGCUCUUGGACUGGACUUCUAGGCUUGGUGGUCAGGGAGGAGGCAGAUUUUGCGCCUGGACCAUUCAUAAUCAGUCCAGUGCGAAGACAGGCAGCAGAUCACACGACAACAUUCUAUUACGGAAAUCUUCGAAUAUUAAGUGGACUCCCUGGAUUAAAUGUAGAUCCGUGGGGAUUCUUCCUGCCCCUGACACCCUUGGUGUGGGCAGCUACUCUGGCGGCGUUGCUGGGGAUCCUCGCCGUCCAUCAAAUACUUUCUCUCGGUACGCCAGGCAGCAAGCUGGGCCGCGGCGCUUGCCCGACCAACAAUGCAUUCAGCUACGUCCGCGUAAUCUUCCAGCAAGACAUCGUGUUGCCCGUGGAAUGCUGGUGGUGGUGGGAACGUCUGGUGCUGGGGCUGUGGAUGCUGGUGACGCUGGUGCUUGUCAAGAGUUAUUCCGGCAAUCUCAUGUCCCUCUUGGCAGUGAGAUAUCUCCCACAACCUUUCCAGACCCUGAGGGAUGUGUUAGACGCCUCACAUGUCACUAUGAUAGGUCAAAAAGAUUCAAAUUUCGAGCAAAACCUAAGGGAUGUCAAGACCGGUAUAUUCCGAGAGGUGGCUGAAAUGGAGGGUGUAGGUCGCCUCAAAUUCCACACUCAAGCCCAGUACAUAAAGAGUCUCGAUACCCUGGUCAAGGCUGGACACCACGUUUUCUUCGAUGUCGAUAUGAACUUGAGAAGCAUGAUUGCCUUAGACUUUUCCCAGAAAGGUCGAUGUGACUUUUACAUUUCAAGAGACGGGUUUCUACCGUAUGCAGCUGCUAUGAUGGUUCAAAAGACGAGUCCUCUAGUUCAUGGUUUCAAUAAAAGAUUCUUGACACUUGUCGAGCAAGGUAUGAUAAGGUAUUGGAUGGAAAAUGUCCCGAAUUUUACCGAAUGUGAAAACGUUCCCAGAAAGAUGUUAGUUACUUCCCAAAUUUCGGUUUCAAACAUUUGGGGAUUGUUCGUAGUGCUGGCUGCUGGUCUUGCAGCUGGGAUGCUGGUCUUUUAUGCUGAAUUGCUCAUUUCACUACUCCACCAGUAAAUGAAAUUACUACCAUCCGGAUCUCAACCAAGAGAGCCAAAUACCGGGAACAGACUUGAUAUUGCUCAUCAACUACAAGACUAAAAGUUUUAGAUAACAACUUGACCCGAAUACUGGUUUACCGGUCGUGCUUUGAAGAUACACAUAUGAGGGACGUUUUUUAACCAGAUACUGUGUGAUCUGUCAAUCCGUUAAUGCCUGACGAUUUAUUUUUUGCCACGGUAACUUCGUCAAAGUAAAAUAAAAUAAAGCUACUGUACGACUCAACUUAUUAAAAUGAAAUUAUAUUUAA